This is a messenger RNA of Euleptes europaea (tarantolino), 753 nucleotides long. RefSeq names its product EEF1A lysine methyltransferase 4 (gene EEF1AKMT4). The transcript has 3 exons. Gene Ontology annotation, molecular function: S-adenosylmethionine-dependent methyltransferase activity. The record is from RefSeq and is a predicted model, not a curated record. NCBI's taxonomy places the organism in Eukaryota, Metazoa, Chordata, Lepidosauria, Squamata, Sphaerodactylidae. Bases 1 to 753 code for a protein of 250 amino acids.
AUGGGGGAGGCUGCGGGGCGGCGGCGGCCGGACUCCAACGCCCGGUACCGGGACCGGAGCUUCUGGGAAUCGCGCUACGGGGACGAGGGGGCCGCCCCCACCGAAUGGUUCGGGGGCUUGGGGUGUUUCCGCCCGCAGCUGGAGGCGGAGCUGAGCCCCACGGAUCGGAUCCUGGUGCUGGGUUGUGGGAACAGCGCUUUGAGUUACGACCUCUACCAGCUGGGCUAUAUGGACAUCACCAGCAUGGACUACUCCGCCGCGUGCAUCACAAGCAUGCGAGAUUACUACGCCCACUGCCCAGGGCUCCAGUGGGCAGUAAUGGAUGCCCAGGCCUUGGCAUUCCGGGACGGGAGCUUUGACGUGGUCUUGGAGAAAGGCACUCUGGAUUCCAUGAUGGUGGGAGAGACGGAUCCCUGGCACGUGUCUCAGGAGGCCAGAACACUCCUGGACCGGGUUUUGGCAGAGGUCAGCAGAGUCUUGAAGCCCCGGGGGCGCUUCGUCUCCAUCACGUUUGCCCAGCCGCACUUCCGCAAGCGCCACUACGCUCAGCCCGCCUAUGGCUGGUCCACCCGCCACGUCACCUACGGCAGCGGCUUCCAUUACUUUCUAUACAUCAUGCGGAAAGGCGAGGAGCUGUCCCCUUCUGACCUGGCCCUGGGGCGGAGCCUCCACCUGCCCCUCGGGGCGCCGACCCCCGUCUGCCCUCUCCAGGACACCGAGGGGGAGAACUUUCUCUCGGCCAUUGAACUGUGA